Macrosiphum euphorbiae (potato aphid) is the source of this 1026-nucleotide messenger RNA. NCBI's taxonomy places the organism in Eukaryota, Metazoa, Arthropoda, Insecta, Hemiptera, Aphididae. The record is from the annotation of a GenBank genome assembly.
AUGUCACAAAGCCCGAAUCGACAUCGUAAUAGUUUAAACGUAACGUUAGACGAUAGUUUUGAAAUAGACUUUUCUGAAAGUCAUAUUUUUGAGGUUGUAUUAGGAUCACCCGUUAGCAUGACAGGUACUAAUAGCAACGCGUCGAGCGAUAAUACGAGUGUAAAUCAUAUAGUUACUAUUGAUAAAACUGUAGAGCACGUAAUACGAUUGGUACCCGAAUUUAGUGGGGGUAUAGAUGAAAAAUUAGUAUUUUUUAUAAAUGCAUGUGAGUUAGUGAUAGAUAUAACUCCAGUGGCUAAUCAGGACAUAAUGUUAAGGACAAUCCUUAAUCGAAUAAAGGGCUUAGCUUACGAGGUAAUAAAAUACGAAAAUAUAACUAGUUGGGCUAUGUUAAAAACGUUAUUGAAAACUACAUAUGAUAGACCCACAAAUGCAGCGUAUUUACAAACCGAAUUGUUUAGCGCGAAGCAGCGAUAUAAAGAAACAUUAAUAGAAUACGUUAAUAGAAUACGUAAUUUAGUGCAGGCCGUAUCGGAAGGUAGCACACAAGGUAAAAAUGUAAGCGACGCAUUAGCUGUACAAAAUAAUAUAAGGGAACAGGCCUUAUUAGUAUUUUUGGAAGGGAUAUCCGAUAGAAUUAAAUUAAUGGUAAAAAGUAAACAUCCCUCCACAUUGGAACAGGCUAUUCAAAUUGCAAUUAUAGAAGACAAAAAUACGACCCCAAAUGAAGUAAAACAAAAGAGUAGUAACUUCCGAGAUAGAGGGGGCACCCAAAAGUUUAAUAAAGGUAAUUGUCAUGUAUGCGGAAAAUACGGGCAUUACGCUAGGGACUGUAGGUUCAAAGAUAGUGUAAAAAACGAAGGGAAAAUAAAUAUGAAUAAGCCUAUCGCUAGAACAUACAUGGUAUGUGAAUAUUGCUCGAAAAAAUGGCAUACCAUGGAUAAAUGUUAUAAAAAGAAAAACGAAGAUAAACGUAAUAAAGGAGAAAGCUCCAAUUCGGGAAACGGCUAUCGGCCACAGGAAUAG